AGUCUGGUCGGAGACAACAAGGUGACAACACCGGGGGGUGUGAGGCGGGCAGGGUCCACACACCUCCGCACAGCGCCCCCCGGAUUGGCGGAGAGGGAACAGCCCUGCCGACGUCACGGGGUGGGCGGGGCCGAUGUGUCAUGUAGUCUCCCAUACGAUGCUGCUGCACUCACAUUCUGCUGGCUCACACCGCUAACAAUAGAGAAGCGACUAGAAGGCGCUAGAACCGCAUCCUCCUCCCCAUCACCACCGACUAUCGCGACAUGUCGCUCCGAUCGGGCAUCCUCAAGCUCUUCAGGAAGACGAUCAACACCCAGAACGUGCAGAAGAAAGGGGUGCACUCCAUAGCCAUCAUAGGGGCCCCCUUCUCCAAGGGCCAGAAAUGGCAAGGCGUAGAACACGGACCCGCUGCCAUCAGAAGCGCCGGACUUAUCGAUAGAUUGUCAAGCAUUGGCUGUAACGUAUACGAUGCUGGAGAUCUGAACUUUGUCCAGGUUCCCGAUGAUGAACUUUACAAUAACACAGUAAGAAACCCCCGGACCGUCGGGCUCGCCUGCCAGAGGUUGGCUAAAGAAGUGAGCAGAGUGAUCGGAGCCGGCCAUACAUGUGUAACCCUGGGAGGAGAUCACAGUUUGGCACUUGGCUCCAUCAGUGGGCACGCUCAACAUUACCCAGAUCUCUGUGUAAUAUGGGUGGAUGCCCACGCAGAUAUCAACACUCCACUGACAACGUCAUCGGGAAAUCUCCAUGGACAGCCGGUGUCCUUUCUUGUGAAGGAGCUGCAGGACAAGGUGCCUUUAGUUCCCGGUUUCUCUUGGAUAAAGCCCUGUAUUUCUACAUCGGAUAUCGUGUACAUUGGCUUGCGGGAUCUGGAUGCAGCGGAACAGUUCAUUCUGAAGAAGUAUAACAUCACCUACUACUCAAUGAGACAAAUCGAUCGCAUCGGAAUUCAGAAAGUUAUGGAACGGACAUUCGAACAGCUCCUGGGGAGGAGACAGAGGGCCAUCCACCUGAGCUUCGACAUUGAUGCCUUUGAUCCAACUUUGGCGCCAGCGACGGGAACCCCUGUGAUUGGAGGCUUAACAUACAGGGAAGGAAUAUACAUAACAGAAGAAAUACAUAAUACUGGAAUGCUCUCGGCUCUCGAUCUGGUGGAAGUCAACCCCAUCCUGGGAGCUACCUCGGAGGAAGUGAAGGCCACCGCCAGCCUGGCGGUGGACGUGGUGGCGUCGAGUCUGGGCCAGACGAGAGAAUGCGCCCACGGGAUCAUGGAUGAGCUUCCCACCCCGGGCGCGGGCUUCGACACAGACAGCGAAGAGCAGAUACGGAUCUAAGACGAGGCGCGUGCGCCACUUGCAGUGACUUCUGGGAACGCAAAGCACUUACGGAUAUGAGCGAAACGGCCUGCGUUGGGACUCCUGACUAUGAUUUUGGCCAGUGACUGUAAUACAGACCAAUUGCAUGAGCAAGUCAAUAGGUUAAAAGGCGUCAUCUGUAGAUGAGUCCAAUGUUCUACCUCAGUGGUCCCCAAAUUAUGGACCUCCAGAU
Molecule: messenger RNA, 1548 nt
Organism: Hyla sarda
Lineage: Eukaryota; Metazoa; Chordata; Amphibia; Anura; Hylidae
Gene: ARG2
Product: arginase 2
Exons: 8
Coding region: 264-1334 (356 amino acids)
Cellular component (GO): cytoplasm; mitochondrion
Molecular function (GO): arginase activity; manganese ion binding
Source: RefSeq, a predicted model, not a curated record